Molecule: messenger RNA, 564 nt
Organism: Symbiodinium sp. CCMP2456
Lineage: Eukaryota; Dinophyceae; Suessiales; Symbiodiniaceae
Source: the annotation of a GenBank genome assembly
AUGCCACUCGAAGACCCUUGCAUGCGGGGAUGGUUGCUGAGACCGAUGAAUCGCCUGUGCCGGCGCAAUGGAGAGCCAUUCGCUGAGCACGAUCCUCCUAUGCGGCUCAGCUCGAUGACCGAGGAGGUCGAUGUGGCCCUUCGAAACGAUUCGACGGUUUUCCAACUAGCUCUCCACUCUGCGAGCCCCUGUGCGACCGACCCGGUGUCCCCGGAAUUGGUCUUCGAUGCACAAGCUUUGGGAUCGUGGCCAAUGUGCCGGAGCCAGUGCUCUUGUGGUGUCGUCCUGAACCGAGCUAGCAGCAUGAGCCGAAGCAUGUGCAGCGCCAUUCUUGGCAAGAGAUUCGUCGUGACCUGGGGUGAUUCUCGCCAUGGUUUCGGUGCCACUCUUGUCGGUGGAUCUGUCGUGACCUGGAGUCAUUCGUACUGUGGUGGUGACAAAAGUGCUGUGCAGGACCAGUUGAAGCAUGUGCAGCAGAUCCAAGCCACUGUGCUCGUUUUCGCUACAGUUCUUGGCGAUGGGUCUGUACGGCGACAGAAGAAUUGUGCAGGUGCAAUCGUGUGA